CACAACCACCACCACCACCACCACCACCACCCUCCUCCACCACCUCCUUCUUCUCUCCUCUUCCUCCUCUUCUUCCACCGUGUGUUCUCGACGCGGCUGCGACGACUACGUCUACGAUGACGGCCGAAGCUUCCGUGGCUUCGCCGACGGCGAUGAUGGCGGUGUCUUCGUCCUCCUUUUCACUUGGACGACGGGCCCACCUCCGAACGUUUUUAACGUUCUGCCGCACCGUUAAAACGUCAAACUUUAUCACGAAAACAUGAUAUCUCUCGGGGCGAGCACGAUGGAAGGGACGGGUGAGAGAGAGGAACCGAGACCACCACCGCUCUCUUCUUUGCUAGCGACACUCGAUGACGUCAUCGCAAGCGGCCCAAGAUGGUGUCCCCGCGACGGCGCGGCCAGCUUCGUCUCCUCUCUCUUACUCCUAUUCCUACUCCUAUUUAACCUUCCUCUCUCUCUUUCUCUCUCUCUCUCUCUCUCUCUCUCUCUCUCUCUCUCUCUCUAUUUCUCUUUCUCUCUCUCUCUUUCUUAGCUUCAACGUUUUUUGCUUUCGUUUCGAUAUCUUGUUCAAAUCCGCGAAAACAAAUGACAAACGCGAUUCAAAUUUUGUAAAAUAGUUCUUAUUAAUCCUUUUCAACGUUUUUAUCUUUCUAACCUUAUCCUUUCGUUUAGAAACGAGAGAGAAAGAGAGAAAGAGAAAAGAGCUCGCAACGCCACGAAAUUCGGAACGAAACUGAAUAGUUUUCUACGAGUUUUUAAUCCUCAAUAAUUCCUUCACUGUGAUUAUUAAAAUUAAUAGUACGAAAGUUUUCGUCCGAGGAAAUAUCGUGUACGUGAAAUGUGUUGUUUGAAUUUUCUUUUUUAAUUUUCUUUGUUUACUGUCAUAACCUUUAAUGCGUAUUGAUGGUUUAACUUUCUAUAUUAAGAAUUAUAGAGAAAGAUGCCAUCCAUUCCUUACGUGUCCAGGGUAAAUCAGCUCGAUGCAGCGUCACUAGAUGACGAGAUCAAUAAAGUUUUUGAGAAUCAGGUAAAAGAAAUUUUUAAAUUCUGUCCGCCUGGUAAAGUAGACAAAUGGCAACCAGAGAUCAAAGCUCUUCUGAAAAUUCUUAUAUGGAAUUUUUCGUUAAGACACAAGAGUCAUACGUUUGGACAACAGAUGCUUGAUCUUCGUUACGACAACUUAAACAAGAUCAAAUCCAUUUUGUACUUAGCUUUGAAAUUCUUGCCAAGUUAUAUUAAAGAUAGAGUAAUCGAUAAUGGUAUGAUAUCAAAACUCAAAAGAACAAGCAAGUUGAAGAUUUAUGUAAAGUGGAUAAUCAGUUUUGUACAUUUGUUGGAAUUGAUAAAUUUGGUUAGUUUUUUACAUCGUGGAACUCAACCUCUUUUGAUAGAAAGAUUAUUAAACAUUUCCAGUGUUUCUGUGAAUCGAUAUAAGCAAAGAACUAUUGGAUAUUCUUACAUGACUAGAGAACUUCUUUGGCACGGUUUAAUGGAAUUAUUUACAUUAGGAAUACCUAUGUUAAACUAUCAUUAUUUAAAACAAAAGAUAAGAAGGUUUUGGUAUCAUAAUAAACAAAAUGGAAUUAAACGAUCAUUUCCAAUUAUGAAUGAAUCUACUGUUUGUGCUUAUUGCAAGGAGAAACCUAUCUUACCAACGCACGCUGGUUGCGAACACGUUUUCUGUUAUUAUUGCUUGGGUGCAAAUUUUACUGCGAUGAAGAUAUUCCUUUGUCCAGAGUGCGAUACCGAAUUACACGACUGUGAUAUGAAAAAUUAUGUCGCCAUUCCGGGUCCUACAGUCAAGAAUGACGAUUUGCAGUGAUUCUUCCAGAAACUAGUGUACGAUACUAUGUAUAUGAAUUUUUGUAUAUAUUAAGAAUGUUCACCAUCUUUCGUUCGUAGUAUAUGCGAUGUCAGAGACACCUAUGAACAAAAUACGAACUACGAAAACAACCGGGAAACUGUCCCCACUAUUCGACUAUUGUAUCGAAUAGCAAGUAUCUAGAUACGUAAUUUAGAAAUUGUUGGUUUGAGGUUGGUGGAAUCUUUUGUAUUUCCUUUUAUUAAAUAUAUAUAAUCAAUUCAUUCGAUCUAUCGCGUGUAUAUACAAUAAAUUAUUUUUACAAAAAUCAUCCAACAAUCCGCUUCCACGAAUUCAAACAAUUAGAGUUUAUAACGAAUAUCCUCGAGAUAGUACUUUUCUGUUUAAUCACCCUUGGCGAAAAGUUUUUAUUUUACCAAAGAUCGGUGAGAUAGAUUCCUGUUUUAUCAAAAAUCGUAGCAGCAACACAAUAUAGACAAUUAAAAUAAUUA
Molecule: messenger RNA, 2313 nt
Organism: Vespula pensylvanica (western yellowjacket)
Lineage: Eukaryota; Metazoa; Arthropoda; Insecta; Hymenoptera; Vespidae
Gene: Pex2
Product: peroxisome biogenesis factor 2
Exons: 2
Coding region: 941-1822 (293 amino acids)
Biological process (GO): protein import into peroxisome matrix
Cellular component (GO): peroxisomal membrane
Molecular function (GO): zinc ion binding
Source: RefSeq, a predicted model, not a curated record